AUGUCUGACAGCCCGAGUGCACCUGUGAUGACGCCGCUGUCACGUGACUUUGUUUGGAGCAGGAAGCAGACGGAGCGGGCUGGACCUAACCCCGGCCGUAGCUGGUCACUUCAUAUCUUUUUGGCGUACACAAUGGAGCUGUUUCAAGCCAAGGACCAGUACAUACUCCAGAGCGGGGACCGAGCGCUUUGGUGCAGCCGAAAAGAUGGGACCAUGGCGCUCAGACCUGCGACAGACCUGCUUUUGGCCUGGAACCCUGUGUGUCUGGGUAUCGUCGAGGGCAUUAUUGGAAAAAUACAACUUCAUGCAGAUCUCCCUUUGGGCCUGGUUUUAAUCCGACAGAAAGCCCUGGUUGGAAAUCUACCCCCGGACAACCACAAAGUCUACAAAAUCACCAAAAUCGCUGUUAUUCCACUGUCUGAUGAGGAACCCCAGGAACUCGAAUUGGAGCUCUGUAAAAAACAUCACUUUGGCAUCGAGAAACCAGAGAAACUGGCCCAGUCUCCCGAUGAGUCAAAGUUCCUGAUGAAAACGUUGAGCCAGAUCAAAUCCAAUGUCGGUGGCCCCAUCAAGAAAAAGUAUUCCCCUGCUGCGUUCCAGGUGAAGGAAAACAAAGAGAAGGAGCGGCUGGAGCGACGGCUUCUCGACGAACUCUACAAGAUAUUUAUGGACUCGGAUUCUUUCUACUACAGCCUGACGUAUGACCUCACCAACACUGUGCAGAGACAGGGGGAGGUCCAGAGCUCCGGGCUGCCACUGUGGAAGAGGGUGGAUGAUCGAUUUUUCUGGAACAAAUACAUGAUUCAAGACCUCAUAGAUCUUCAGGUCCCAGAUGUGGAUUUCUGGGUGAUCCCGGUGAUCCAGGGCUUCGUGCAGGUGGAGGAGCUGGUGGUGAACUAUAACGAGACCGUGGACGAGGAGCGCAGCAGCCCAGAGACGCCUCCACAGGAAGUGAUGUGCGUGGACGACAUUCACCCUCGCUUCACCGUGGCCCUGAUCUCCAGACGCAGCCGGCACAGAGCAGGGAUGCGUUACAAGCGGCGGGGCGUGGACACAGAGGGGCACGUGGCAAACUACGUAGAGACAGAGCAGCUGAUCCACGUUCACAGUCACACACUGUCCUUUGUCCAGACGCGAGGCUCCGUACCAGUGUUCUGGAGCCAAGCCGGGUAUCGCUACAACCCCCGACCACGCCUCGAGAAGGGAGAAAAGGAGACCAUGCCUUAUUUUGCGUCACAUUUCGAACAACAGCUGAAGCUCUACAAGAAACAAGUCAUCAUUAACUUGGUGGAUCAGGGCGGUCGUGAGAAAAUCAUCGGUGACGCAUACCUAAAGCAAGUGCUGCUGUACAACAACGCAGACCUCACCUACGUGUCAUUCGACUUUCACGAACACUGCCGUGGCAUGAGGUUUGAAAAUGUGCAGGUUUUGACAGAUGCCAUUUCUGAUAUCAUCACAGACAUGAAGUGGGGCUGGGUGGAUCAGGCUGGAGUCAUCUGCAACCAGGAGGGCAUAUUUAGAGUAAACUGUAUGGACUGUUUGGACAGGACCAAUGUGGUACAAGCUGCUUUUGCCCGAGUGGUGAUGGAACAGCAGUUAAAGAAGUUGGGAGUGAUGCCUCCAGAGCAGCCGCUGCCGGUGAAGUGUUACAGGAUUUAUCAGAUCAUGUGGGCGAACAACGGAGACACCAUCAGCCGGCAGUACGCGGGAACAGCAGCACUCAAGGGCGACUUCACCAGGACAGGAGAGCGGAAACUGGCUGGAGUCAUGAAGGAUGGCGUCAACUCUGCAAACCGCUACUAUCUCAACCGCUUCAGGGAUGCGUACAGACAGUCCGUCAUAGACCUGAUGAUGGGUCUGCCGGUGACCGAGGACCUGUACUCCAUCUUCAGUAAAGAGAAGGAGCACGAGGAGAAGGAGCAGGAGAGUCAGCGAGGAGCGCAGGAGCAGGUCAGUCUGCUCCUUCAGACCUACAUGCAGCUGCUGCUCCCGGACGACGAGAACUUCCACGGAGGAUGGGCCCUGAUCAACUGUGACAUGAGUCUCAUCGAUGCGAAUAACAAAGAAGUGGAUGUGCUGCUUCUUCUGUCGAACAAGGCCUAUUACAUCGCAUACUAUGACGAAGAGGCCGACAAAGUGAACCAGUACCAGCGACUGAAGUUGGAGGGUUUGGAGAAAAUAGAAAUCGGCCCAGAGCCGACGUUGUUUGGUCGCCCUAAAUACUGCUGCAUGCGUCUCCACUACAGAAAUGAGGACGCGAGUGGAUAUUUUCACACGCUACGAGCUGCUACCAGGAACCCGGACGACGAUGGCAAAGAUACACUCCAAUGCAUAGCUGAGAUGCUCCGGAUAACAAAACAAGCCAUUGGGAUGGACCUGUUCGUGGCGGAAAAGAAACUCGAGAGGCGGCAGAGCAGACCUCACGAGGACAUCAUGGGGAUCCAAAACAAAGGCUCGGACCAGACCCAGGGCACCUCCGGUCUGGCUCAGGGGAAGAGCUUCCUCCUCAACAAGUUUUCAUCCUUGAAUCAAAAAGUGAAACAAACCAAAACCAAUGUAAACAUCGGACCUUUUAAACCUUUCGGAAACUUAGCCAAACCGGACGUCAAGGUGAACUUCUUGAAGCCGAACAUGCACGUGACGCUGUGGAAGUCGGACAGCAGUUUGGAGACUUCGGACAGUAAUCCUGGAGCAACGCACAAAGAUCUAGCAGGACAUUCGGAGAUCUCUUCCGAUUCGGAUUCUUACAACUCCGACCCGGAACGCUGCUCUGGGUCUUUAGAAAACGUGGACUAUGUUUUACCUAGCUGUGGUAUCGUGGCGUCCAAUCCACGUUUGGGCAGCCGGUCCCAGUCUAUCAGUAGCGUAGAGCUCAAUAUUCCAAUCCGAGUGACUGGUUGCGACGGUAAACAACAGGACAACGUGACUAUUCCUGAAGACAUGUCACCGGGCACUGCUUCUGUUGCUGAAGAGGCUUUGCUAAUCGAUUUCGGAACGCCGAUCGACGCCUACUGCCAUCAAUUUGCCCAAGACGCACAGACGAUUCCAGUGGAAGUGUUUGGAGAGUGCAAUGUCGUCACAAACCCAAUGCCAGCUCAGAUGUCGGACCUGGAGAAGGCCACGGAGGCGUCGCAAAGCAAGCCCCAGCCGCCGCGACCGUCCCAACUCGACGUUCAGGCUUCGACCAACGCCGGACUGUCGGUGCAGAAGCCGAAUUCCGCAGUUUCGGGUGGUUCUCAGCGGAGCUUGUCGUCGGUGAUGGAAGGUAGCUUAGGCCCGUCUCCUGCGGACAGCAACGGCAGCAGAGUGGUUUCUCCGUUUGCCAAAAUCAAGAGCUCCAUGGUGCAAGUGGCUAGUUUGACGCAAGCCGGACUUACGCAAGGGAUCAACUACGCGGUGGCGAAGGUGCAGAAAAGUCCAGAGCCAGAUUCAGUCAAUGAGGCCCAAGAGAACGAGCUGCGGGCUAUGUUCACCCAGUGCCAGACCAGAAUCAUCCAGAUCUGA
Messenger RNA from Knipowitschia caucasica, 3504 nucleotides. NCBI's taxonomy places the organism in Eukaryota, Metazoa, Chordata, Actinopteri, Gobiiformes, Gobiidae. The record is from the annotation of a GenBank genome assembly.